Exophiala viscosa is the source of this 2144-nucleotide messenger RNA. RefSeq lists its product as uncharacterized. The record is from RefSeq and is a predicted model, not a curated record. NCBI's taxonomy places the organism in Eukaryota, Fungi, Ascomycota, Eurotiomycetes, Chaetothyriales, Herpotrichiellaceae. The transcript is spliced from 3 exons. Bases 233 to 1912 code for a protein of 559 amino acids.
CCCGAAGAUUGCUUUGAGACCACCAUUACGCACUCCACUUCAGAGCUGAUUGUCAGCCAUGGAGAAGCUGGAAAUGAAUCACCGAAGUGAAUGGCAUCGUCGUGAUGACUUCGCAAGAGCAUCACCGUGUGGUGACGCUGUGAAGGGCGCCUGUUAACUUCAUGUGCGACUUUGGCAAACAAACCCAGCUUAGCCAUCGCCAUGUCAUCAUGGCAACAACAACCUGAGCAAGAUGAGCGAAUCAACAGAGCCGAUCCAUGAAGGAGUGGACGACUUCAUCUACGAUCCGAUCAGGGUGUCGCUACUCGCAACUAUUGACGAUGAGAACACCGCAUACAAGGACCCCGACAAGACCGAUCGCUAUUCUCUCUUCGAGGCCAAAACAAUUGAUAUCUGGGAAAUCAAUCAACGAGGUCCACAGAUCCUUGACAGAAACUACCCUCUGUCAAGACGACUUCCGGAAGAUCUGUUCGAAGCAUUUCAUCCCUCUGCCCCCCGAGGAAGCCGUCUAGCUCUGCGUCUGCUGUGUACUCGACCAGUGCUUGCUAGCAAUCAAACCGCUCGACUCGACGAUCUUGGUCGUCCAGAUAACAGACAAAUCAAUUAUCUACCUUUCGUUCCUGAAGGGAUCGAAGAUCUCAUACACCAAUGGGACCUAAACCGAGAAUAUGCCUGGAUGAGGUUGAAUUCUCGGGAGGUAGGCAAUUUCCAACGCAAAACAGGAUGGGAUUUCGGUUCGAAUCCGCCACGCGCAACCAGGAUGGGCAUAGUCAUCCAUUUCCCCUUCGUCCUCCGUCCGGCACGACGCGUCAAGUGGGAGGCCCAAACCAAAAAGAACCCAGCAUCCCGUCGUACUCUUCGAUCCAAGUUCAAUCCUCAUAGAGAUGAUCCAUUCAUAUGGUCAUUCGCGAUGUCCCAUUCCCUGAGAGACGGCAAAACACGAGGUAUCGUGGACGGCUUGACCGACUUUGCAUUUGGCGAUCUCUCGCGCCGUCUUCUGAAAGGAAGAUCAGAGUGGUAUCCUCACCCUUUGCAUGUGCCUGUCGUUCUCUUGAACAUCUUCUUCGACCAUGCGGCCUGGGAGGUCAACCUGCUAUGCGUCAAGGUCGGCCGCUUCGAAUACCUGUCUCGUGAUGCUGAGAUCGGCUCGCUCCAGGACUUUGACACCAUCACCACGCAACUACAAUAUACUCGACGGUCACUAGAUUUUCAACAAUCUCUCACCAAAUUUUUGCUGGAGACCAUGAAGUUCCUCGAGACCAAGGUAUUUGCGCGAGAGCCCUCUGGCCGUGAUGACGGUAUCUCGGAGUCAUACAGAACAUAUGUCUACCAUACCAGUCCACAUAUGGAAGAGAAAUUGAAGAACAUACUGCACCUGAUUGAGAACAACCUCUCGACGUGCCAGUACUUACAAUCACGGACUCGAGAUGCGCUUGAUUUUAUCAAGGGCAAGAUCUCCCUUCGAGACAACGAGUCGAACCGCGAAGACGCCGAUAGCAACAGCACCAUGUCAUUCUUGCAAAUGACGUUUCUGCCUGCCACAUUCGUCGCGGCCAUUGUGUCGACCAAUUUCUUUGAGCUGUCGAACAAUCCACCCACCGUGUCAAAAUACUUUUGGAUCUUUUGGGUCGUGGCGAUCGGGCUGACAGUGCUUACACUGGGCAUCUACUUCCUGUGGAAGCGGCAGAAGAAGAUCGGGGCGGAACGCCAGGAGCGAGAAGCUGAACGGCGUAAGAAGGAGAUUGGAUGGGAAGAGGGCGAUUCCAGUAGCAGUAGUGAUACUGAUGGUGGUGAUGGACGAAGAAGACGGCGAAGGAGGAGGAGAACAAAGAUUUCUGCAGAUGAUGCUGAACUUGGCAAUGGCAAUGGCAAUGGAAAAAAGAAAAAGGAGAAGCCGGAAUUGGUACAAUGACGAUGCAGUAGCGAGUGAAUGGUGUCAAGACCUGUGGUCGAUUUGUGUUGUCACCGGGAGCCCUUGCUGACAGCGCUACUCGGCAGCCACGAUGUACCUGGACACCAUCGGCCUUGCAAGGAAUACUACCUACAAAGACCAUGACUUACGAGGCGAAGCUGACAUCGACCCUGUUGCGUCUGUCAUUGGAUUGGGGCGAUAUCCGGUCGCUAGUGCUGACGCAACAAUUACC